Messenger RNA from Benincasa hispida (wax gourd), 1551 nucleotides. The record is from RefSeq and is a predicted model, not a curated record. NCBI's taxonomy places the organism in Eukaryota, Viridiplantae, Streptophyta, Magnoliopsida, Cucurbitales, Cucurbitaceae.
CUCAUGAUUUCUUCAUAACAAUCUUGGAAUGAUUUUUAUCAAAUUCCAAAAUAGAACCAAAAAGGGGGAAAAAGAAAACCCAGAAGAAACAGAGGAAAAAAAAAACAAUGUAAAUUAUAAUCCCCCCCAAAAAAUCUAUUUAACAUAAUAUUCAAAAACGGUCAACAGUUGACCGGCGGGAAAUUAAAGAAUGCCUGGCGCGCAAAUAAACGGCAAGAAGACGACGGACGGAAAUUUAACCGUUAAAGAAGACCGACGCGCAAUUAACCGGUAAGAGGGUGAUCGGAAGGGUAUAGGAAGAUGACCGGCGCGUAACAUAAACGGUAAGAAGAUGACCGGAAAUUGCAGACCCAUUCCAAUUGGUGACUGGCGAACGCAGACCCAUUCCAUUUGGUUCAAUCUAUUUCUCUCGUUUCUCUCUGUUUUACUCUGUUUGUGGUUUCGUGAGAUUGAAGAACAAUGGGCAGAGGAACAUUGAACCUUAAACUGAUUCCCAACCUCAAAUCUCGGAGAACAACCUUUGUAAAGAGGAAGAAAAGCCUAAUGAAGAAGGCCUACGAGCUUUCCACCCUUUGCGAUGUUCAAACCUGCGUUUUCAUCGCUUCUGACUGUGACCCAUCAACCCACUUCGAAACUUGGCCUCCCAAUCACGAUCAAAUCCACUCUAUGAUCCGUUCAUAUAAAUCUCAUUCUUUCCCCAAACUAUCCCGCAACUCUUAUAAUCUCCACCAAUUUUUCUCUCAUCGUAUGAACAAAAUCGCAACAGAGACGUCUAAGCUUCGUCACAACGUUGACAAAUUCAAGGAUCGCCACCUCGAUUCUCUAUCUGAACAUCAAUUGGAGGAGUUGUUGGCUUCUCUGGAUUCCAAAAUUGGAGUUGUAGACGGCAUGAUUCAGUUUAUGGAGGCUGAUUAUGAUCACUUGAUUGAGGAAGUAUCUGGAUUUUCGAGUAUUGACACACCAUCAUUCCUUCCUUCUGAAACAAAGGAAACCCCUGAAUUAGACAUAACGGAGUGGUUGAUUGGGACAAAUGGGCUUGAAUACAAUGUCGAGGAGUUCAUGGAGACCGAUAACGGUCACUUGAUUGAGGAAACAUCCGGAAUUUUAAGCAUUGACACACCAUCAUUCAGUCCUUUUGAAACAGAGGAACUCGACAUAUCGGAGUUGUUAAUUGGGCCAAAUGGGCUUGAAUACAAUGUCGAGGAGUUCGUGGAGGCCAAUAAUGAUCACUUGAUUGAGGAAGCAUCUAGAAUUUCAGGCAUUAACACACCAUCAUUCAGUCCUUUCGAAACAGAGGAACUCGGCAUAUCAGAGUUGUUGAUUGGGACAAAUGGGCUUGAAUACAAUGUCGAGAAGCUCAUGGAGGCCAAUAACGAUCACUUGAUUGAGGAAGCAUCUGCAAUUUCAAGCAUUAACACACCAUCAUUCAGUCCUUUCGAAACAGAGGAACUCGACAUAUCGGAGUUGUUGAUUGAGCCAGAUGGGUUUGAAUACAAUGUCGAGGAUUUUCAAUCUCUGUUAGAGGACGAGCUUGUCGGAACCCUGGUUUAG